AAAAAAAUUAAAAAAAAUUAAAGAAAUACGUGGCGAACACUUCUCAAUUCUCACUCUGUAGUUUCGUCAUCAAAUCCCAAAAUUGAUCGAAACCCUAACUAGAUUAGAAAAAUUGCAGAACGAAGAAAUUUAUUUUAUCCGCGAAGAAUUCAAGGGAGAGAAACUCUGGGUGAAAAAAAUGGAGGAAAUUACAGAUGGACUGAACAGCGUUAGCAUCGAUAAUGACUCCCAAAAGAAGAAUCGAAUUCAAGUUUCCAAUACUAAAAAGCCUCUGUUUUUCUAUGUCAACCUCGCCAAGAGGUACAUGCAGCAACACAAUGAGGUUGAACUUUCGGCGCUCGGGAUGGCGAUUGCAACAGUUGUCUCAGUUGCUGAAAUAUUGAAAAACAAUGGGCUUGCUGUUGAAAAGAGUGAGUUACUUUUUGUAAUACACAAUAGUAUAUUAGAGAGUGAUUAUUUUAGCUUUUCUCCUUGAUGGGUGUGGCAAAGGGAUUUUGUGGCUUAGUGAGAAUCUUUGCAGGAAUUAUGACAUCUACUGUGGAAAUAAAGGAUGAUUCUAGAGGAAGACCUGUCCAAAAGGCCAAGAUUGAGAUAGUAUUGGGAAAAUCUGCAAAGUUUGAUGAAUUGAUGGCUGCUGCCCAAGCAGAAAAGGAGGCACAGUCUGGAGAUGCUGAAAAUUAGAGCUGAAGGAAGGAGAACACCUGGAGUUCCUCGCUUUCUGUCUUUUUUAUUCUAGAGAUUUUUUUUGCAAGCUUAACAUUUUAUAGAACUAUAAGCAAUCUAGCUAGACUUUUUUUGAUUCUCUUGUUUCAAGCUUACACCACUUCAUUUAGCAUCCACAAUUGUUUUUGUAGAGAACGAUAGUUGGAUUGGUGUUUCUGCCCGUAAAUUCUAAAUUGUUGUAGUCCAAUUUGUGUACAAACUAUAAUGGGCUAAGAUCUAAUGCUUUCAUUACAUUGACGCACUAUCUAACUUGUAUAUCAUAUGAUACCUGUGUUUUACUUUCUUGCAUCAACAGGUUUCAUGCAAUGUCUUAAGAUGUUACUCAUCUUCCACCCAGUGUGUUUUUUUAGGGAUUUCCUCAUGUUCUUUUCUAAAUUAUGUCGCCGGAGUUUUGCAUUCUAUCACUAACAUUGAGAAAGCAAAAAUUGAGCGUUAAAAACGAUAGAAACUGGAGAAAAG
Molecule: messenger RNA, 1182 nt
Organism: Oldenlandia corymbosa var. corymbosa
Lineage: Eukaryota; Viridiplantae; Streptophyta; Magnoliopsida; Gentianales; Rubiaceae
Source: the annotation of a GenBank genome assembly